AGAGGUCUGAACCAUUAAGAGCUAGUAUAUUGCUUAACUAUUCAGAGGCAAAUAAAUUUUCCCAAGGAAACGGUUUUGAGAGGAGGGAUCGAGGGGAUAGGGCAGGGUCAGGGUUUUUCUCCGAUUCCCAAUCUCGCGCCGACGGGUCUGAUAAUUGGGGGGCGAAUAAAGCUUUUGUCCCCUCCGAUGGUGGUCGCAGGGGGUUUGAGAGGAGAGGGGGGUUCGAAUCAAUCGGCGGUGGUGCUGAUUCAGAUAUCUGGACAAGGAAGAAGGAAGACGAAUCGCGGAAAUUUGGCUCGGAUUCAGAGGGUUGGGGGAGAAAGAGGGAGGAAGGAAGCCUCAACAAUGGAAGACCAAGGCUGAAUUUGAAGCCAAGGACCAUUCCUCUAGGUGAAGGGCAGAUGAAUGGGAACGGUAGUCCAGGGAAACCAAAAGGUUCCAACCCAUUUGGGGAAGCUAGGCCAAGAGAAGAGGUUCUGAAGGAGAAAGGGCAGGAUUGGAAGGAGAUUGAGCAAAAGCUCGAGUCUAUGAAGAUGAAGGAUGUCGGGAAGAAGAGCUUUGGGAGCAGCAAUGGACGAACUUCACCUGAAGACAUCACAGAAAGGAGUUGGAGGAAGCUUGAAGAGAACGAUUCCAGUGCUGAGAAACGGGAUGGACGCGGUGAAGAAGAAUGUAGCAAUGGAGAAUGUAAUGAAGAUGCGGAACCCCUUCAGGAGGAGAAAUAAUGCUGCACUUCUUCUGCAGAAAGAGUUUUGACAUACCAAAUGGCUAUAUGAGGAGAAAUCACCACACUUUCUUUGUACCCUUUUUUUUUUCUUCUGGCUAAUAAGCUGUAUGUUUCAUUAUGCCAUAAUUUAUUUCAUGUAAACUGAAAGUCUGAAGCAAUUUUUGGUAG
Messenger RNA from Cuscuta campestris, 895 nucleotides. The record is from the annotation of a GenBank genome assembly. NCBI's taxonomy places the organism in Eukaryota, Viridiplantae, Streptophyta, Magnoliopsida, Solanales, Convolvulaceae.